Abrus precatorius (Indian licorice) is the source of this 2277-nucleotide messenger RNA. Its product is annotated as calcium-binding mitochondrial carrier protein SCaMC-1-like. The coding region runs from base 423 to 1880 and encodes 485 amino acids. Gene Ontology annotation, molecular function: ATP transmembrane transporter activity; calcium ion binding. The transcript has 4 exons. Gene Ontology annotation, biological process: transmembrane transport. NCBI's taxonomy places the organism in Eukaryota, Viridiplantae, Streptophyta, Magnoliopsida, Fabales, Fabaceae. The record is from RefSeq and is a predicted model, not a curated record.
CACAAUCACAUUCUUUAUUAUUUUAUUUCGUGUGCUUAGCAGAGUAAAAGCUAUUUGUGAAGAAGCAAAAGUUCUUUUCCGCAAUGAUGACGUGCUCGUUCUCCAACGCAUCGGGUAUCGCCGGCGAUCACCCUCAUCGGCGCUGGCAAUAAUCUCGCUUCCACGUCCCCAUUGGCACCUUCUUGAAACGGCAAGAGUCUCUUCCCGUCGUUUACGUCCUCCCUCGUUCCCGGUCGUUUCCGCGUUUGGUUGAAUUCCCCAAUUCUCCCCGUUGACGGAAAAAUCGAACCCCUCGGAAUCGCUGAAAGUAAAGGAUCAGACACGCCACACUUUUUGGAUCCCAGUAAUAUAAAUGCCACUUCAACCCUCGCACUUCAAUAUUUUAUUUUAUUUCCAUUUUUUCAGAAUUGGAAAGCUUUUCAAUGGGUAUGAAGGAGAAUGAGGAGCGUGGCAAGGCGUCGAAGAAGGCGUUGCCGGCGACGAUGGAUCACGUGUUGCUGGCAUUGCAGGAAACGAAGGAAGAGAGAGAAACGAGAAUUCGAAGCCUCUUCGGUUUCUUCGAUAAGGAGAAUCGAGGUUACUUGGAUUACGUGCACAUUCAGGAAGGUCUCUCGGCGCUUCAGAUUCCGUCAGAGUAUAAGUACGCGAAGGAUUUGUUGAACGCUUGUGAUGCAAACAAGGAUGGAAGAGUGGAUUACCAAGAGUUCAAGAGGUACAUGGAUGACAAGGAGCUCGAGCUUUAUCGCAUAUUUCAGGCCAUUGAUGUUGCGCAUAAUGGAUGCAUUUUGCCGGAGGAGCUAUGGGAGGCACUAGUGAGAGCAGGGAUUAAGAUUGAUGAUGAAGAACUUGCUCGUUUUGUUGAGCGUGUUGAUAAGGAUAAUAAUGGUGUUAUAACAUUUGAAGAAUGGAGGGAUUUUCUGCUGCUUUACCCUCAUGAGGCAACCAUUGAGAACAUUUACCAUUAUUUGGAGCGGAUAUGCAUGGUUGAUAUUGGGGAGCAAACUGUUAUUCCGGCUGGCAUUAGCAAGCACAUUCAUGCAAGCAGUUAUCUGAUUGCAGGAGGAGUAGCAGGUGCAACAUCACGCACAGCAACUGCACCCCUUGACCGUUUAAAGGUUGUCUUGCAAGUCCAAACAGCACGAGCUCAUAUAAUGCCUGCAGUAAAAGAUAUAUGGAAAGAAGGUGGUCUUUUAGGAUUUUUUCGAGGCAAUGGCUUAAAUGUUCUCAAGGUGGCCCCAGAGAGUGCCAUUAAAUUUUAUACCUUUGAGAUGCUGAAGACUUUCAUUGGGAAUGCUAAAGGAGAAGAGGGAAAGGCUGAUAUAGGAGCAAUGGGGCGGCUGCUAGCCGGUGGUAUUGCUGGUGCUGUAGCUCAAACUGCAAUAUAUCCCAUGGACCUAGUUAAAACACGACUACAAACCUAUGCUUGUGACAGUGGAAGAAUUCCUAAUCUUGGAACUCUUUCAAAAGAUAUAUGGGUUAAAGAAGGACCCCGGGCAUUUUAUAGGGGACUGAUCCCUUCUCUUCUUGGGAUUAUCCCAUAUGCUGGGAUAGAUCUUGCUGCAUAUGAGACCUUGAAGGAUGUGUCCAAGAAGUAUAUUCUUCAUGAUUCAGAACCUGGCCCUCUAGUACAAUUAGGAUGUGGAACUGUAUCUGGAGCUCUUGGAGCAACAUGUGUUUACCCGUUGCAGGUGGUUAGAACAAGAAUGCAGGCUCAACGCUUCUAUAAAGGAAUGGCUGAUGUAUUCAGGAAAACCAUGGAACAUGAAGGCUUUAGGGGAUUUUACAAAGGAAUAUUUCCUAACAUGCUCAAAGUUGUACCUUCGGCAAGUAUCACUUACGUGGUUUAUGAGUAUAUGAAAAAAGGUUUGGAUUUGAAAUGAAGAAAUUUACCGCUGGAGUUGAUAGUUAAUCUUAUUGACAUAGCUGACCACGCAACUUUUGGGGGAAUGGUUUUGCAAUGAAGACAAUGAUGAAAAGAAUAAAGUCUACAAUUGAUUUUUGUGACAACUGUCUAAAUUCAUUCUUAUAUAAAUAGCAUUAAAUUCUUCGAAAUUCUUGGGGAGGACAAAAUUGGUUUGUCCUUGGUGCUUCAUUGAACUAAUAUGAGGCUUCAUAUCCAUUAGUAGAAUUUGUUGUAUGAUAGAGAAGCAUGCGAAACUCAGUUAGGAUCCGAUUUUUGUAGUUGUAAUUUGUAAUAUUUAGUGGCUCAGGUUGAUUAUCUUGUCCCUCUUAAAAUUAAUACUUACAUUUGUUCAAUUUUACUUGCCCCCUUUAUAU